GUCAAAAGUCUAAAUUCGUAACGGUCGGAUUUUAUAAGACUGACGUUGGGUGGGUGAAGUGAACGUUAGUGGAGAUGAUGGGGAAACGAAAGGGGCGUCAAUCAGAGAACACAGAAACCCUAAAUACUUCUAGUAGGGGAGGAGAUGAUGAAUCCAGAAAUGGACGAUUAGAUGAUUUAGAAGAAGGCGAGAAAUCAGGCUUCUUCGCUUGCUAUUUGUUGACGUCACUCUGCCCUAGAUACAAAGGACACACCUACAUCGGAUUCACUGUGAACCCACGGCGGCGUAUUAGGCAACAUAAUGGUGAAUUAUGCAGCGGUGCAUUUAGAACCAAGAAAAAACGCCCUUGGGAAAUGGUACUCUGCAUCUAUGGUUUCCCAACUAAUGUUGCUGCUCUUCAGUUUGAGUGGGCUUGGCAACACCCUGUGGAAUCACUAGCAGUAAGAAAGGCGGCAGUUGGUUUUAAGUCACUGGGCGGACUUGCAAACAAGAUCAAAUUAGCAUACACAAUGCUCACUCUACCAACCUGGAACAACUUGAACCUCAAUGUAAACUUCUUUUCAACAAAAUACACAAAGCAUUAUGCGGGGUGCCCUACCUUGCCCAGCCACAUGAGGGUUCAUGUUCGCUCCAUGGAUGAACUUCCAUGUUACACAGAAGGAUAUAAAGAAAGUGAAGAAGAUGAUAUGUUUGGAUUUGGCAACAGUUUUAGGGAUGAUGAUGAAGAACCGGUUCUUGUUUCUUCAAAUCAUCAUAACAACAAAGAAGAAGAAGAAGAAGAAGAAGAAGCAACUUCUGUUUCAGAUACUGAAAUUCAUGAACAAGAAGUAGAACCAGUUUUUGUUUCUUCACAUCAUGAAAUUUUUGAAGAAGAAGAAGAAGCAACUUCUGUUUCAGAUACUCAAAAUCUUGAUGAUUCUCUGGUGUGGGUGAUCAGUGAUACACCAGAGAAAUCGUUUGUGUCUCCGGUGAUUGAAGAUGGAAAUGGUAAAGUGAAGGGGGGUAUGGGUGAGGAUGGAAUUGGAAUUGGGACUGGAAUUGGAAUUGGAAUUGAGAUUCCUGUUUCUGGUGGUGGGGUUGAGGUGAUAGAUGUUUUCAGUCCAUCACCGGAGUACAGGGCGAGUUCAAGAAGGAAGAAAAGGGCGGUUUUUGUUGACUGCCCUGAGAUUAUUGACUUGACUCAGUCUCCCAUAUGUGUGUAAGUGUAUGUUGUUUACAGCGACCAGCUUUCACUAUCUAAGUGAAAGAAGCCAAACUUGGUUACUAAAACAGGUGUAUGGUGAAAGUUGAGGGACUCAAUUGUAAUUCAUGUUAUUUGUUUUAUUAUUACAUAAAGAGUGGAAUGAUC
This is a messenger RNA of Lactuca virosa, 1348 nucleotides long. NCBI's taxonomy places the organism in Eukaryota, Viridiplantae, Streptophyta, Magnoliopsida, Asterales, Asteraceae. The record is from the annotation of a GenBank genome assembly.